This is a messenger RNA of Aspergillus luchuensis, 1386 nucleotides long. RefSeq names its product putative NRPS-like protein biosynthetic cluster. Bases 1 to 1386 code for a protein of 461 amino acids. The transcript has 2 exons. Lineage: Eukaryota; Fungi; Ascomycota; Eurotiomycetes; Eurotiales; Aspergillaceae. The record is from RefSeq and is a predicted model, not a curated record. Gene Ontology annotation, molecular function: N-acetyltransferase activity.
AUGAUGGACAAUCUCGAGAGACUACGACGAGCCGGGCCCCUAGAGAAAUUCUUCCUCGCACGUGCUCUGACCGAGCACGCCAACGUGGCAAUAUCAGCAACCUAUAUCCUCCCAGAAGCCUUCACUCUGCCCACCCAAGAAUAUGUAUAUAAAGCACUUGGAACAUUGAUCAGCAAAAAUGCUGCCCUAUCGGCAAUCCCGGUCAAAGACGACAACGAUACCUGGUUCUUCCGACUCCCAGAAAUCGACCUCGGCCAGACUGUAUCCUUCCAAAAGCGUACCCGUGACUAUCCUGCUGAAGAGAAGCCAGACACUGAACUGUGUGAACUACUGCAGGUCCAUCAGAAAGCCGAGUUCAUAGCGCCCCUGCCAUUCUGGAGACUGAUCGUCUUGACAGAGACGAAUGGGCAGCGCUUCACAGCGAUAUAUAUAUUCCACCAUGUAAUUGCGGAUGGCAUAUCGGGAAAGGCGUUUCAUGAGACAUUCCUCGAGGCAUUACAUGAUGCUGCUAUUUCCUUGACCUCGGGAGAGGCUACAAGACAGGUGAUCCAAUCGCCUAAGCUCUCUAUGCUGCCAAACCUGGAAGCAGUCCACCCGUGCUCUAUGAGCUUUACUUUCCUCCUCAAACAAUUUUUCCAGCACAAAAUAUAUCCCUAUCGCGAUCCGGGUCUUUGGACAGGUCCGAAGUCAUCUAAACCAUUUGACAUCGAGAUCCGCCAGAUUGUUAUCCCCGAAACAGUAUCUACAGCGCUAAGAAACCGAUGUCGUCAGAACCAGGCUACUAUAACCUCGGCUAUACAUACAGCGGUUGCACGAAGUCUCCUUGCGCAUCUGCCAGAGGAGUACACAAGACUAGAAGCAUUCAGCGCCAUGUCGUCUCGUCGGUGGUUGAAGGAAGAAGAGGGGAUCACAGAUCAAUCCAUGGGUGUCUGGGUCAUGGAUUUCAGGGAAAGUUUCUUCCGGAAGCAGAUGGAUCAGUAUUCUUCUGACAGCUUUCCGUGGGAAGUCGCGAGGGCAUCCUGCGCCACGAUAAAACAGGUGCUAAGUCGCGAAGGCAAAGAUACUAGUGUGGGAUUGCUCAAAUAUGCGGAUAUGUGGAAAUAUAUACAGAGUCAGAUAGGCAAGGACCGAGAUAGAAGCUUUAAGACAUCGAAUCUGGGGGUUGUGAAAUCAGCCCAGGAAGGAGAGUCGUGGCCGCAGAUUAGACAGAUGAUGUUCACCCAGCCGUUUGAUGGGCUGUCUGCACCUUUGGCCGUGUCUUCUAUCACUGGGGGUGAUGGCUGUUUGGUUCUAGGAAUUAUAUGGCAGAAAGGCCUUGCAGAGUCAGAGAUGUUUGAGGGUGUUGUUGAUGGGAUUGCUACGGAGUUGCAUAAUGCCGCGAAUUGA